AUGAAAGACCGACUUCAAGAACUGAAGCAACGAACAAAGGAAACUGAGCUCUCUAAAGACAAGGAUGUGUUGACUACAGAAGCAGAGGAACAAGGGGUGUUUCUGCAGCAAGCUGUUAUUUAUGAAAGAGAGCCUGUAGCUGAGAGACACCUAUAUGAGAUACAAAAACUACAGCAGAGUAUUAACAAUUUGACAGAUAAUGUUCAAAAAUUUGGGCAGCAACAGAAAAGUCUGGUGGCUUCAAUGAGAAGGUUUAGUCUACUUAAGAAAGAGUCUAGCAUUGCAAAAGAGAUAAAAAUCCAAGCAGAACACAUUAACAGAGGUUUGGAUGAUUUAGUAAAAGAAGUUAAAAAGUCAGAGGAUGAAAGUGGUCCAUCAUCAGUGGUCACAAGGAUACUUAAAUUUCAGCAUGCUGCAAUGUUCCGGCAUUUUCAGCAAACUAUGUUUACAUACAAUGACACAAUAGCAGCAAAACAAGAGAAGUGCAGGACAUUUAUUUUCCGUCAGCUUGAAGUUGCUGGAAAAGACCUACCUGAAGAAGAAGUAAAUGAUAUGCUUCAUCAAGGAAAAUGGGAAGUUUUUAAUGAAAGCUUACUCACAGAAAUCAGUAUCACUAAAGCACAACUCUCAGAGAUAGAGCAGAGACACAAAGAACUGGUUAAUCUGGAAAACCAAAUAAAGGAUUUAAGGGAUCUUUUCAUUCAGAUAUCUCUUUUGGUAGAGGAACAGGGAGAAAGUGUCAACAGUAUCGAAAUGAUAGUGAAUGGCACAAAAGAGUAUGUUAACACUACUAAAGAAAAAUUUGGACUAGCUGUAAAAUACAAAAAAAGAAAUCCUUGCAAGAUAUUGUGUUGUUGGUGUUGUCCAUGCUGUGACUCAAAAUAA
Messenger RNA from Budorcas taxicolor (takin), 885 nucleotides. It is a transcript of the gene STX19, whose product is annotated as syntaxin 19. Gene Ontology annotation, molecular function: SNAP receptor activity; SNARE binding. The record is from RefSeq and is a predicted model, not a curated record. NCBI's taxonomy places the organism in Eukaryota, Metazoa, Chordata, Mammalia, Artiodactyla, Bovidae. Gene Ontology annotation, biological process: intracellular protein transport; exocytosis; synaptic vesicle fusion to presynaptic active zone membrane. The transcript has a single exon. Gene Ontology annotation, cellular component: synaptic vesicle; plasma membrane; SNARE complex. Bases 1 to 885 code for a protein of 294 amino acids.